Selaginella moellendorffii is the source of this 2881-nucleotide messenger RNA. Its product is annotated as putative pentatricopeptide repeat-containing protein At3g01580. Gene Ontology annotation, biological process: RNA modification. The record is from RefSeq and is a predicted model, not a curated record. Lineage: Eukaryota; Viridiplantae; Streptophyta; Lycopodiopsida; Selaginellales; Selaginellaceae. Gene Ontology annotation, molecular function: protein binding; RNA binding. The coding region runs from base 14 to 2542 and encodes 842 amino acids. The transcript has 3 exons.
UGCAGGGAAAUGGAUGAGGCGAUCGAGACUCGCCAGGAUUCUUUCCGCCGCCUACAAGCAGCAGGCUCGUCCACAGAUCGAUCAAUGCUGGCAGAAACACAAUGCAGCGCUUCUCCCGGCGAUCAAGGCGUGCGGCAGUGCCCGGGAUCUCGACAGCGCCAAAAUCAUCCACAGCAAGGCCCACUGUCUCCAUCCAUCGGAUAUUUUCGUGGCGAGCUCGCUAGUAAGCAUGUAUUCCAGGUGCCAGAGCAUGGCCGACGCCCGUACGGUCUUCAAUCAGAUGCCCAGGCACGACACUGUUCUCUGGAACUCGCUGAUGCUAGGGUUUGUGGAAACCGGCAGGUAUUCCGAGCUGGUGCUGGAAUCCUUUGCCCAGAUGCAGCAUCAAGGAUGCCAUCCAGACGCUAGAAGCUUUCUCGCUGCGAUCAGGGCGUGCACCGCGCUGGCCAUCCAAGAUUCCCCUGGAAACAAGCUUCGAUCGCUGGAAAGAGGGAAGAAGAUCCAUUUCCAGGCGGAAAGCUCCGGCUGUGGUGACAACGUUUUCGUCAUCAACAGCUUGGUGGAGUUCUACGCAAAGUGUGGCAGCAUGGAUGAUGCCUGGCGAGCUUUCCAGCGGAUGCCAUACGAGCUUAGCGUUUGCUGGAGCUCGUUGAUACUUGGCUAUGCCGAGAGUGGUGAUGAGGAGCUAGCACUGGAAAUCUUUUCGGGCAUGAGCUUGGCACCCGAGUCUCGGACAAUGGUAGCGGCUCUCAAGGCUUGCAUGGGACUAGCUGCCAAAGAAGAUGGAUCCAAGGUCGGAGUGGAUGCCAGGGUGGUAAAGACGAAAGCGCUUCAAAGAGGCGUGGCUCUACACUCGCAAGCCGUGAGCUGUGGGCUCGAGAAGGAUGUGUACGUUGCGAGCACACUGGUGAGUAUGUAUUCCAAGUGUGGGAGCAUGAUCGAUGCUUACAGGGUGUUUUGCAGGAUGGAUCAACACGAUGCUGUGUCGUGGACAGCUUUGAUGCUGGGGUACGUUGAGAAUUCCGAGCCGGAGCUUGCUUUGGAGGUUUUCUCUCGGAUGCAGAAGCAAGGCUCGUGUCGGCCCGAUGCAACGGUUUACCUGGUUGCUCUCAAGGCUUGCGGUUCUCUUGCUGAGGAGCAAGAAGAAAAGGAGGAGCCUACGGGCGGGAGGAAAGUGAGAGUCGAGAGCUUGGAAAGGGGGAUGGAAAUUCAUGCACAGGCUGCGAGAAAUGGUGGAUUCAAUUCGGACGUGUUCGUGGCAAGCACUCUCGUAGACGUGUACUCGAAAUGCGGGAGCUUGGUGGAUGCUCGUCGGGUCUUCGAUACAAUGCCGUGCUACAACGUUGUGGCCUGGAACUCGCUGCUGAUGGGAUACGCAGAGAACGACGAAGCUGAGCUAUGCCUGGAGCUGUUCUUCACGAUGCGGAGGUACUGCCAGCCCGACUGCUUGACUUUCGUGGCUGCACUCAAGGCUUGCUCGAGUCUAGCGGAGAAUGAGCUAGCAAAGGAGGUUGACGAGGAGAUGACGAAGAAGCAGCAGCUCAAGUACCUGGACAAAGUCAUGGCCGUGCACUCCAUAGUAGUCGAGACGAGUGGCUCCGGGGACACAGGCAUCUAUGUCAGCAACACUCUGGUGGAUGCUUACGCCAAGUCUGGGAGCAUGGCGGAUUCCCGUCGAGUGUUUGACAGGAUGCGUCGGCACAGCGUGGUUUCCUGGACUGCUCUCCUGCUGGGCUACACUGAGAACAAGGAAGCGGAGCUGGCUCUCGAGAUACUCCCGCUCAUGUCCACUCAAGGAUCAUGUCUUCCAGACGCUCGGACCCUGGCAGCAGUUGUCACGGCGUGCACCCAGCUGGUGGACUUGGAACAGGGAAGAGCUAUGCACGCGGAAGUUCUCAGGCUUGGAUUCGAGACCGAGAUCGUAACGGGGAACUGCCUGGUGGAUCUUUACUCCAAGUCUGGGAUCAUGGAAAGAGCUCAGCGAGUAUUCGACUCCAUGGAAGUUUUGACGAGCCCCAUCACCUGGACGUCGCUCAUAGCAGGAUACACUCGGUACAGCGACAGCGACCGGGUUUUCCAGAUCUUUACCGAGAUGCAAGAGCAGGGACUUCCAGCGUACGACGUUACUCUCAUCUGCGUCCUCACGGCUUGCAGCCACGCCGGUCUGGUAGACGAAGGCACGAGGUUUUUCGAGAGGAUUACAUGUCCGAGCUUGGAUCACUACCACUGCUACAUCGACAUUCUAAGCCGUGCCAACCGGCUGGACGCAGCGAUGGCGGUGGUGAAGACCAUGCCUUGGAAGGCGACGGCGGUAACGUGGAGGACGGUGCUCGGUGCGUGCCACAAGUGGAAGAAUGUGGAAAUUGGAAGGCUGGCUUUCGAGAAGCUGAUCGAAGUUGAUGGUGGCGACUUCGCAGGUUACACUUUGAUGGGAAAUAUAUAUGGAGCUGCCGGGCUGUGGGAAGAGAAGCAGAGAGUGGAAGCGAUCAAGCAACAAAACGCUGGGCACAGUGUUCUCAGGUUAGUCAGCACUGGAGCGUGAACUUCACAAGCUUCUCAUCUCAAGGAGGAUGUAUUGCGAUCCAUCUCUAGAGUCAAUUUUGAUGGUGUUUCCAGCAACAGCAGUACUGUUUCGAAGCAAGCUUCUCCAUUCGAGAGCUUCGGGCACAAAUGGACUACUUUGGAUCAGCUCCUUUGCAUCGUUUGUAUGCCCCAUACGAGCAAGCAGAUCAAUCAAGCAGCAGUAGUGUUGUCUUGUCACAUUCAGGCCAAAAUCCAUUUCCAAGGACAGCAAAAGACACUUGCCAAGCUCAGCUUUGCCAAUAUGGCUGCAAGCUAGAAGAGCAAGCACAAAACAAGUCUCGUCUGGAAGCUCCAAGGA